This is a messenger RNA of Megalobrama amblycephala (Wuchang bream), 7028 nucleotides long. It is a transcript of the gene leng8, whose product is annotated as leukocyte receptor cluster (LRC) member 8. NCBI's taxonomy places the organism in Eukaryota, Metazoa, Chordata, Actinopteri, Cypriniformes, Xenocyprididae. The record is from RefSeq and is a predicted model, not a curated record. Gene Ontology annotation, cellular component: nucleus.
UUCAGCCAUUUUGUUAGAGGUGUUGACGUUUAACCGUAGAGUUCGGCGAAGUAGUUGAUAUGGGCUCCAGUAUAAUCCAAAUAUCAACUGGAACUUGGUUUAUUUAAGGUAUUCGGUAUUUACUACUGUUAAGCAGCUUUUGUACGCGAUUUUCUACAAAACAUCCUAUUCUGAACGUUAGAACUAUUACUUUUCUCAUAUUUGCGUAGAAUUUUCGGACGAGCUAACAGUAGCUAAUUCGUUAGCUCUGGCAAAAUGGCUGCGAACGCGGCACAGCAAGCCCCGACAACGAAUUGGCCGUAUGGUAGUAAUUCAGGUGGAGAGGGCCCAGUCCAUGAAAACCCAGAAUGGGAAAAAGCCAGACAGGCUCUAGCUUCCAUCAGUAAAAGUCAGAACUCAACCAAGACUUCACCAACCAAUCGCACCGCCCAACAGGCUGAACAGUACCAGACGACAGUUACAGACUCCUCUGCAAUGCAACAACAGCAGCAACAGUACUAUCAGCAGUGGUAUCAACAGAACCAGCAGCAGUAUGCUGGUUACCCAUAUCCCUAUAACUACUACUACCCCAUGCCUCCGUAUGGAGGAUCAUAUCCUCCAGGACAGUAUGGUGUUCCAGGGGGCUACCAGACACCCACUACACCCACUGGACAGACCCCUUCCAUGCCUAUGGUGGAUGAUCAAUCCUCCAGCUAUCCCUCCCAGCCCCCUCCUCCUGCAACCCCUCAACCUCCCCCUCAGAGUCCUACAUCCUCUGACCAGCCCCCCCCCUCCUCCACCCCCAUACCUCCCCCACCCAAUGCCCAGUAUCCUCCUCCACCAUCCCAGACCCCCUACAGCCCUAAUGGUACCAUGCCAUACAGCCCUACGGAUUCCAACCCCAUGAUGCGGGGCUACAAUCCUGGGCAGAUUCGGCCAGGGUACCAGGGUUACCAAGCUCCCCCAUAUCAGCCCCCUCAGCAGCAGGCUCCAGGACAGGGCCCAUAUGGAGGCGCAGGCAUGGUGGAUUGUAAGAAACCUAACACUGGCAAUAUGAACAAAGGUGGACAGCAGCUGUGGCAGCGCAUGAAACAGGCUCCUGGAACAGGUGCUGUCAAAUUUAACAUACAAAAGCGCCCAUAUGUCAUGGCCAGUCAGAACUUCCCUUCAGCUGAACAAGCCCCUGGAUUGGGAUCCCCCAAUGCGACAAACCCAUUGCCUGGGUCUGUUGUUGCAACAUCUACAACUUCAGCCGGAAGUUCCCAAACUCGGCCUCAGGACUGGCCACAGGCCAUGAAAGAGUAUGUACAGCGUUGCUUCACAGCCUGUGAAUCUGAAGAGGAUAAGGAUCGUACAGAAAAAGUACUGAAAGACCUUCUGCAGUCCAGACUACAGGAUGGCUCUGCUUACACCAUUGACUGGACCAGAGAACCUCUGCCAGACCUGAAGCAAAAGCAGUCUCGCUGGGAGGUGGUUCCUCAACGCUCUCAGGAGAAUGCUCUUGGGAGAGGUGGAGCCACCCGUGGCAGAGGCGGGGCCAGGCUGGGUAACUACAGAAAUGUCUUUUCUCAGAGAAGCCCCUCCUCCAGCUCAUCCCACUCCUCAUCACGAUCCCCAUCCCCUCACAGCCGACACAGGGACAGGAGUAGACAUCACCGCAGUGAUUCUGGCUCCCAAUCAGAUAGCAGCAUGUCAAGUGAUCCUCGCCUCCCAUUGUCCCGGCGGCAACAAAAGGGUGGCCGAGGCCGUGGGGCAGAAAGAGAGCGAGGUAGAGGAGCUGCAGGAGAGAGAGGCAGAGGAAGAGGCAAAGCAAACAGAGGGCGAAGAAAUAUGGAAGACCUAACGAGCGGUAUUGGUAAAAAGCGGAAAGGUGGUAAUGCAGGCCUUGACUUUCAUGACCCAAAUCGUGAAGCAAAGAAGCAGAGCCGUGCAGCACGCUUCCACACUAAAUUACGCACUGAGCCCUUGGUGUUAAACAUCAAUGUUUUUGAUGUCCCCAACGGCACCCAGGAGGGGCUGAGUUGGGAUGAAUGCCCCAUAGUCGGCACCUGCCAGGACAUCACCAAAAACUACCUGCGCCUCACCUGUGCUCCUGACCCUGCAACCGUCAGACCUGUACCUGUGUUGCGCAAGUCCCUGAUUGCAGUAAAAGCUCAUUGGAAAACCAAUCAGGAUUACUUGUACGCAUGUGAACAAAUGAAGUCAAUACGACAGGAUCUCACUGUUCAAGGUGUGCGUACAGACUUCACCGUGGAGGUCUACGAGACUCAUGCUCGCAUCGCUCUGGAAAAGGGCGACCACGAGGAGUUCAACCAGUGCCAGACCCAGCUGAAGGCCCUUUAUAAAGACUGCCCAUCAGACAACGUUGGAGAAUUCACUGCCUACAGAAUUAUCUACUACAUCUUUACUAAAAACUCUGGAGACCUGACCACCGAGCUUGUGUACCUGACCCCUGAACUUCGUGCUGAUCCAUGUGUAGCUCAUGCUCUUGAGCUCCGUACUGCCUGGGCUCUUGGAAACUUCUACCGGUUCUUCAAACUCUAUCAGAAAGCUCCACGUAUGGCUGCUUACCUUAUUGACAAGUUUGCAGAGCGUGAAAGAAAUCUAGCGCUGAGGGCCAUUCUUAAAACGUUCAGGCCCUCUGUGCCGGUGGAGUAUGUGCAGUCCAGCUUGGCCUUCCCAGAUUUAGACUCAUGUUUAGCAUUUCUAGCAGGGCUUGGGGUUACAUUCACCCCCUCUGACCCAAGCAAAAUAGACUGUAAAGUCAGCACAUCCUGUCUUACAACCUCGUAGUAUGGGGAAAGGGUUGACCAGACGAUUUACACUUAAAGAGCUUAUAAAGACAGAAUGUAGAUAAGGGACCAGAUAUCUGCAUAAUAGACACAUAUUCAGAGUCUAGAGCUGAUCAUAUAUAUGAGAGAUAUCUCAGAUUUAUUAACUCUUGUAGAGUGAUGGACAUUCUGACAGAUGGACAGUUGACAUCCAUAUACAGGGAUUUAGGUGUCAUUUCAAGACCCAGUAUAGUCUAUUCACACAGCCCAUUUAGUGAAGUAUCAGGCAACCAAGUACUUGCAGAUUAUCCCUUAUCCUAAUAGAAAAAAGGAACACAGGGCAAAGAUCUGAUGGGGUCAGGUCAGCAGGUCAUGUCAGGUCCCACGUCAUAGAGCUCAAAAAGAAUUUUCAAGCUAACAGUGUUGUGUGUUCUCAUGUUUCUCUCCUCUCAAGCAAACAGCCACAAAGCUCAAGACCUGAAAACAUCACAAUUAAUGCUGAAUAUAAUGUGAGCCAGUUUCCACCAACAGCGUACCAGCUCAUCAAGUCUGUGUGAAGGCAAAGGAUUAUUCUUCAAGAUUUUUUUCAUCUUUAAUGGACUUUAAAGCCAAGUGAGCUUCAGUGCAAUCCUUCAAGCAAGAAGAUGGUUUGUAUGCCCUAUCUUUCUCUUUGCCUGAGAUGUCUUCAGUAAGUCAGGUGGAGGUGCCUCACUUCAUCUCUAGGAUCCUUAUGCCCAUAAUAUUUGGACUGAGUUAAAACAAGGUCACCUUCAGAAAUGCAGAUUAGGCCUUAUUUUUGCACCAUCACCAGUUCUGCCCCCCCUUUCCACACAGUCCCACACGACGUUCAACACUCAAGAAGCCGGGCUUCAUUAGUCAUAGAUACCAUCCUAAUCAUUCCUCGACACCCAGGAAGCACAGCUCAGUGACUCAAAAUCUUUCAUUUCCACCUCAGCUGUGAUCUGAAUAGGGCCAACCGUUCUAAAGUCAUCCAGGUCCAUCUAGGGCCACUAAGUUUCAUUCACCACUAAGUUUGACCACAAGCCACUGAAGAUCCAAGUCUCCUCAAGCACCACCCAACAUAGAUGGUCCCUACACCCAACACGCAGUCAGCCUGACCAACUUCAUUCAUUCAGAAGGAAACGCAAGAUCAGUUUUCCCUCAAAGCAAGAUGGCGGUUGUAGCCUGUCUUCUCUCCACUAGCUACCUCAUUCCUGCAAGGGCAUCCACUCUCCUGCUGGGGUUUGGAAACACAUGGGUUUGUAUGGCUCCUUAAGCUUCGGCCACAUCUACUGGUAAUGGCUGGUAAGAAGGACUUGAUGUUUUGAAAAAGCGUGGUGGAUCUUCGUUCAGCUUGGGUUGAGGUGUUACCACGUUGAACGACAUGCUUGGCUUGAUGUCUUUUAACCCUGCUGGCAGGUUGUGAAUUUUUCAUCUCAUUUUGAAACGGGCCUAAUACUGAACCCUGUUGCACCCCUUAUCUGUAAGAUCGACACCAAAAGAUCUGCUCAUUUUACACGAAUAUUACUGUGGUGCAGUAGUAAGUCUCAGAGAUUCAUAUGGCAUCGUGGUCUUAAUCUAGCCAAUUGAAGCAUGAACAUUAUAGUAAAAAAAAUUGUACCAAUUCAAAGUUUUACAAAGUUCAUCUAAUGCUCCUUAAUAUCUAAUGGACUGCUUUAAAUUUGUUUCAUUGGAGUCGUCACCCAAACGCCAUUUUCACUGCAAAUGAGUGAGGAGCUUUUUAGCAUUUUUGCUGUCCAAGUAAUCAGGUUUAUUAAAUGCGAUUAACAUUCUUCGAGCAUGGAUAAGGCUUGGGUCUGAAAUAUGUGUGCUUAAGCAAGAUGUGCUCAGGGCCACUAUGAGCAGAAAGCAUCCCUAAUAUCUCAUCUGUGAAAUAUGUACAUACGUGCUCAUGCAAAUAAUGUGAGAUUUAUUUUUCUCUCAUAGUACUUUGGUUUAUUAGUUUAUUUUUGUUUGUACAAUGGUAAGUGUCAUUUUGAUUUAUUCAGUAAUUUUGCUGGCAGUUUUUAAAGUUUAAAUAUUUUGGGUGGUGAGCAGGUGCACACUGAUACGCAGUUUAGUGCAAAGUGAAAUUUUCACAUUAAAAUUCUUCUAAAAAUGUCAUGCUCCCCUAGACACGAAAUAAAUUACAUGUUAGAAAGUAAGACUUAGAAUCCACACUCAUGUAGGAGGCAGAGAUUCAUGAAUUGACAAUGUAAUGCCAAAUAUAUCCCUUGUUUAUUGUUAAUAUUCCCAAGCAGUUAUUUUUGUUUCCUGUACUUAUUUCUUUGUCAUUUUAACUUAAUUGCCUUCCUUCCUGUUUUGUUAAUCUUCCUCUUUUCCCCAUUCAGCUUUUUUUCUUUUUUCUUUUUUUUUUUUUGCGCAUUCAUACCUGUAAUAAACAUGUUACUUGUUAGACACCAAACUAUCCAACAACAAGGGGAAUAUUUGGUUUAAGAACAGUUUCUAACACAUUACAUAUUGUUUGUCUAGAUUUUUUUUCUUCCAAAGAUAUUAAUCCUUUAAAUUGUAACGUGUCCUAAAGGGAUAGUUCACCCAAAAAUGAAAAUUCUGUUAUUUUCUCACCCUCAAGUUGUUUCAGACCUGUGUUCAGCAGAAGGAAGAAAUUCAUACAGGUUUGGAACAACUUGAGGUUGAGUAAAUGACACAUUUUUCAUUUUUUGGUGAACUAUCCAUUUAACUGAUGUGACUUUGAGGUCAAAUGAGUACUGAAGACUGCAGUAUAUAUAGAAGUUUGGUUAAUGUUUUUCUUUUCUUCUUUUUUUUUUUUUUUUUUUUAAGUUUAUUUUGACUACUUUAGGGCUUCAUUCUGUUUGAAUGUUUGUAUUUGAUUGUACAUUGUAAAUGAAUAAUUUGCUGAUGCUACUGGUUGCCACACUGACUUUGCUCUCCUCUCCUUCUCAACCUUCAACCCCUCCCAUCCCUUGUUCUCCUCUCUCCUGCACUCCUUCAUUACCAGAUCUCUCUCUUCUUGCAGUCAUGCCCAAUCGGAGCAAAGCAAGAGAUGAAAAGAUGAGGGCAAAACUAAUCCAGAGGCACACUGGAAAAUGGCCAUUGAGACAUCCAGACAUCGGCCAAUUGAAUCUUCAAUGUGCCUGUUGUUGUCUGAUGCUUGUCAUUUUGAGAGCUUGGUGAUUUUCAGUUUGCAUUGUUUUUCUUUUUUAUGCCAAUCUCAAUUUCUAUAAAAUGACAAACACCUUGUCAGUCUAAAGAUGAUGUAUGGGUUGUAUUUCAGGAUUGGCUCCAUGUAGUGUUUAGUAGAAUUGCUGCUGUAUGUUCAGGUGUGUCUUUUGUCUAUUCUUAACAUUGUUUAUUUAUUUAUUUUUUUUCCUAACUAUCUUUUGUGUUAACUGAUUUAGUUUUUUUUUUUUUAAAGCAAUUACUGUACUUAACUGCUGUUUUGUUUUUGGACUGAACAGGUUUCUGAUGUUUAACUUGGAGGUUUAAAAUAAGCUGUAGAAUUGCAUACUUGACAUACCUGGACAUACAGAUGGUUAGAGACAUUUUAAACCCCUAUAUAAACUCUAGGUAUCUAAGCAACAGGUUUGAGAAAUCCUUACAGUUAAUGUCCUCAGGUCUUUAAAGUUCACUGCAGUUUCUAAUGAUAAUGGAGAUUGGCUGCCCAUAAUGAAUAUUACUUAAGGAUUGUCCAAAGCAAUGUUAAUCUCAAUUGAUGCCACUGUUUUUUCUUUCAUGAAAUGUAUUUUUAGCCUAUGCUGUUGUAGUCGUGUAAUAUUUUCACAGCAGUAUUACUAACGGUCUUGUCCCUCUCUUCAAAUGUUGCCUGUCCUCUUCUUGCACAUCGAAUUUCUUUAACUUCUUUCCUCUGCAUCAAAUCUUUGCUUUUCUUUUAGUUCAUAUAGUUUGUUGUACUUAGAUUUGCCUCUGUAAGUGUUCUCUUACAUUUUCAACUUUAGCCAUUGACUUUUUGCCUUGUCUCAUCCCUAUUUUUUUUUUCUCCAGCCAUCUGAUUUUUUUUUUUCUGCAUGUUCCCGUCUCUCUCUCCUUUUCUUCUGUAUUGUACUAUAAUGCAGUGUUGCGAUUUGGUUUAUAUUUGGUCAGUGCUUGGCAGUAAGUAUUUUGACAGGACUGUGCUUGUAUCUGUUUCUUCUUUUACAGCUCCAUCUCUCAAAGCCCUAAUGUCUCUGCCCUGAAAGAAAAUACUGCCGUUUGUAGAUGCUGAUCUGUACAUAAUGUACAUACUUUAUCUUGUGAGAAAAAUAAAGCAAAAUAAAGAAUAUGAUGUACAGAUUGUGA